CUAGAGGAGGUGGUUAUAUGUCUUAGCUCAUCACUCAUUUUCUCCAACAAAUUGAGAUUUUUUUUUUGAAAGUAUGUAAUGGUUAUACAAUAAAGUGAUUUCUUCCAUUUUGAAACACAUCAAAAACCCUUUGUUGACUAUUUUCAGUUAAUAAUUGAGAUUCAUUUUUUUAUGACAGAAUUUUCUUGUGCAUAUAUUACUUUGUGUGAUUAAAUAAUUAAAAGAAUGAGGUGUGGGACCUUGUGAUAACUUCUGACUGGCAUCACAAAAACAUAAUAUUAAUAUGAAUUCUACUUUUUUCACUCCUGGGUCAUUCUUUAAUCUCAUUUUUUCCUUCAUUCGACAAGUGUGAAGCACUUGUUGAGUGACUGGUGUAUGUUAGCCACUAUUGAUGAUUGUGAUGGUGUUGGGGGCUACCCAUAUGAAAACAGACCUGAUGCCUGUACAUUUUAGUUGGAGAGAUGGACAUAUAUAUAUAAUUCGGAGAGGCAGAGUGCAAUAAAUGCUAACAGUGCAGUGGGAGUAUUGAGACCUGGGUGGGUUUGGAAGAUUUCGUGAGAGAGGGAGUAUUUGAGCUUUGACAAUUUUGUGAGUUAGAGAAGAGAAUGAGAGGAAUUUUGAGGGUUGGAGAAAGAAAGAUAAACAUUUAAAAUGUAAUUGAGCAAUAUAAGUAAAGGAACAGAGGCUUCAAAAAAUGAAUGCUGCACAUGAGUAAUUGUGAGGUUUCUCACAUGAAUGGUUGAAAUCACAUCCAUUCAUAUGAAAUCACAGCCAAAAGUAUUUGAGGAUGACCUUGUAUGUCAUCUAAGUAGAACAUACUGGGGAGCAGGAAACAGGAAGUAUCUGUAUAAUAUUAGAAGAAAGCAGAAUGGCACUAAGUCCAGAGAUGGAAUUAAUUUAGUACAAGUCGUUUUGAAAACCAUGAUGCCAUAUGGGAACCAGUUGACCCCUCUAAGUAGGAGUCCAGUACACAUGUGUGAAGAUUGACUGUGUGAAAUGUUAUCUCAUGAUAACUGUUUUCAUGAACUUAAAACUCUCUUUCUUAAACACUUACGUUUGCCAAAGUAAUUUGUUCUCAUUUUCUUCCUUCCUUUAGGUAACAUGAAAACUGACUGUGGUGUCUGAGGCCAUGCAUGGAAUGAACCACUCUGUAGUAUCAGAGUUUGUGUUCCUGGAACUCACCAAUUCAUGGGAGAUCCAGCUUCUCCUUUUUGUUUUUUCAUUUUUGUUCUACUUUGCAAGCAUGAUGGGAAACCUCAUCAUUGUGUUCACGGUAACAUUGGAUGCUAAUCUGCACUCCCCCAUGUAUUUUUUCCUAGCUAACCUCUCAGUCAUUGAUAUGGCAUUUUGCUCAAUCACAGCUCCAAAAAUGAUCAGUGAUAUUUUCAAGAGGCAUAAAGCCAUCUCUUUUGGGCCAUGCAUUACCCAGAUCUUCUUCAGCCAUGUUGUUGGGGGCACUGAGAUGCUGCUGCUCAUAGCUAUGGCCUUUGACAGAUACGUGGCCAUUUGUAAGCCUCUCCAUUAUCUGACCACCAUGAGCCCACAGAUGUGUCUAUUUUUUUUAGUCACUUCCUGGACCAUUGGCCUUAUCCACUCAGUGACUCAACUAGUUUUUGUGGUAGAUUUGCCUUUUUGUGGCCCUAAUGUACUGGACAGUUUUUACUGUGACCUACCCCGGUUCCUCAGACUUGCCUGCACAGACACCCAAGAGCUAGAGCUCAUGGUCACCAUCAAUAGUGGACUCACUUCUGUGGGCUCCUUUGUCUUAUUGGUUGUUUCCUACAUCUUUAUUCUGUUCAAUGUUUGGGAACAUUCUUCAGGUGGUUCAUCCAAGGCCCUUUCCACUCUGUCAGCUCAUAGUACUGUUGUGGUCUUAUUCUUCGGGCCACUGAUGUUUUUCUAUACCUGGCCUUCUGCCACUUCACACCUGGAUAAGUAUCUUGCUAUUUUUGAUGCAGUUCUCACUCCUUUUCUGAAUCCAGCUAUCUACACAUUGAGGAAUAAAGAGAUGAAAGUGGCAAUGAAGAGACUGUGUAGUGGUCUUGGGCAUUACAGAAAAAUAUCAUAAAUGGAUUGACUAAGAAGACAUGGAACCAUAGCUUCUUCUUCAUGCUAGUGGCAAGAAAGACUUUAUUUCAAUUUCAGGAAAUAUGCAAGACUUAGGCCAUGUUACAUGCCUAGACAUUUAUUACCUGUUAAAUUAUGAUAUUUAUUUCACCAUCCAAUUAGAAAUGAUGUUAUUUUUUGAAACCCAGUACAUUAGUCCAUGCCGUAGUAGAAUGCCGUGUAAUUGAGGAAAUAAUAAUAUUUCAUCUUUUUUCUUUAUUGGGCAGAUAUUCUGUUAGUAGGCAAACUAUGUAUUCACAUUAUUCUUAACUGUUUACUACCUAAUUAUCUUGAUUUUAAUUUUUUCUGUUCCCUAUCUGUUUGCCUUCCAUUGCCCCAGAAUCUACACAUUUUGUUUCUUUAUCUGAAUCCUCUAUCUGGGAGUCUGGGAAAUAAUCAAUUUUAUAAUUUAAAGCUGGGAUGGAUUACCAAUACCAUUUGUCUUAAUCCCCUCAAGGUACACAUGCUGAAAUCCAGGAAUUGAAAGGUGACCGCAAUUUGCUUAAGGGCGUGGAGCCAGGUCUCUGGUUGCCAGGCCAAGUGCUCUUUCCCCUAAAAUCAAAUUUUGUGUUCUGAAUUGCUGUUUAUUUUCCACUGUUACAGCUAUUUCUUGUAGGCCUAGUUUUGACCUAUUUUGAAAA
This is a messenger RNA of Loxodonta africana (African savanna elephant), 2747 nucleotides long. RefSeq names its product olfactory receptor 4F15-like. The record is from RefSeq and is a predicted model, not a curated record. The coding region runs from base 1130 to 2068 and encodes 312 amino acids. Gene Ontology annotation, biological process: G protein-coupled receptor signaling pathway. Gene Ontology annotation, cellular component: plasma membrane. The transcript has a single exon. Gene Ontology annotation, molecular function: olfactory receptor activity; G protein-coupled receptor activity. Lineage: Eukaryota; Metazoa; Chordata; Mammalia; Proboscidea; Elephantidae.